Molecule: messenger RNA, 1524 nt
Organism: Chaetomium fimeti
Lineage: Eukaryota; Fungi; Ascomycota; Sordariomycetes; Sordariales; Chaetomiaceae
Exons: 1
Coding region: 453-1388 (311 amino acids)
Source: RefSeq, a predicted model, not a curated record
AUUCCCGCAGCGUCAACUAUCCCCGGUUCCGACUGCCACCGGCUUCCUGGGAUGCCCUUGUUCCGGCACUGAAACGGCUUGUCUCUGUCUGGUCUGGUUUUGGUCCGUCAAAGAGGUCCAAGCUGUGUGUGACUGCAGCACCCCCUUUCCAUCUUGGCCGGGGGGCGGAAUCCACCCUCAUCAGUCCACCACGGCGCGUACACAUUCUGGCCUCCUCUGCAACAUUUCCAUCCGCCCAAGACGUCACGACGUCAACUUACACAUCUCUCCCACGGCAUUUAUUAACCGACAUCGAAAUAGUGGAGCUGACGGCAUUCCUUGGUCCAUCGAACCCCAGUGAGGACGCCCCAGCUGCUCGGUUUGGGUUUGCGAUCACAUUUGCCUAAAUUCACCCGGUCCACAACCACCACCACCGUGUCAGAGGCAGAGCGGCCGACGCUGUGCCGCGCCCAAUGGUCGGCCUCUACGACGACCCGUUCGCCUACGACGGCCCCGACUACACAGGCUAUCUGGGCCAGGACCAGUUCGCCUCGGGGUCGUCCCCGGAGGACUUCCACGUCCACUCCGCCACGGAACCGCACUUUCCCUCAGCCGUCCAUGGGCUCAAGGGACAACCACAUCACCAUCAACCAUAUCAACUCUCACCAACAGAUCCCCUCGGCCCAAACUUCGACAAUGGCCUCCCACCCGCCCAUCUCCCCCGAUCGGCACCUACCAGCUAUCCUAUCCCACCCGGCGGCGACGGCACAACUGGCGGCGGCUUAACCCUCGACACCAUGGGCCUAUCCUGGAACACCGCCAACAACAGCAGCAACAACAACAACAACAACAACAACAACAACAACCACAACAACCCAUCCCAAUCUCAACCCCAAUCCCAACCCCAACCUCCCGACACCAACCCUAACAACCCCUCCGACACCCAACUGCACACCCUCCUCGCCACGCUGCAAGCCGAGCUGCACCAGACGGCGCGCGAGCGCGACGAGGCGCGCAUGGGCCUGAGCACGGCGCGCAACGAGCUGUACGCGGCGCGGCAGGUGGAGCGGCGGCUGCGCGUGGAGCGGGACGAGGCGCGCUCGCAGGCCGACUUCUUCGGCGCCGAGCGGCCCAAGCUCAAGCAGGCCGAGGCGCGGCUGCGGCGGGAGCGGAACGAGGCGCGGAUGGCGCUGCUUGCGCUGAAGGGGAAGGGUGGUGGUGGGACUGGGGCUGGGAAGGGGGUGAAGAAGGGGGGGGUGGGUUGUGGGGGUGGUGGAGGUGGUGGUGGUGGUGGUGGUGGUGCUGGUGGUGUGGGUGUGGGUGUGGGUGUGGGUGGGUUGGUGGCGGGGAUGGAGAGUCAGGGGGAGGAGUCGGGGGAGUCGCCGCCGAUGGGCAUGGAGCAGGGUUAAAAAGGGAGGGGGGGUUGAUACCAAUUUGGGUGGUGUGAUACCAGGCAGAUAGGAGUAGGGAGGGAGUUCAAGUUAUCAGGUUGGCUUUUGGGGGUUUGGCUUGGUGUACUCCGUGGCUUAAGCUGGGUUUAUGUAU